Schizosaccharomyces osmophilus is the source of this 354-nucleotide messenger RNA. Its product is annotated as developmentally Regulated MAPK Interacting protein. NCBI's taxonomy places the organism in Eukaryota, Fungi, Ascomycota, Schizosaccharomycetes, Schizosaccharomycetales, Schizosaccharomycetaceae. The record is from RefSeq and is a predicted model, not a curated record. The transcript has a single exon. Bases 1 to 354 code for a protein of 117 amino acids.
AUGAUGAUGCUAUCAAAAUUCGCCUUCUUUACAUUCAUCGCUUGCUCUAUGGCUGUACAUUUUAAUAUUCCUUCUGCGUUUGAAGAAUGGGAAAUUGGUGAGGACCAUACGAUCAUCUGGGAUUCCGUCGAUACAGAUCCCCAAAUCGCUCAACUCUAUCUGAGUAAUUACUACAGAUACCCUCCCAUUAACAAGUACCUCACGACGCUUUCUGUUUCUGAUGGAAGAUACACUGCUGACACUAGGGAUUGGCCUAUUGAUGGAGGAUACCGCAUCAACAUGAGGAAUCCCGGGAAUUUCGACGAAAUUUAUGCUCAGUCAGAGGAAUUCAUUCUUAAUCCAGCAAGAGACUAA